AUGAAUGGGUGUGAACUCAAUUUGAAUCUGAAGGACAAUAAUUCAGCCUCUUUUUCUUUUUCUUAUCUAUUCGCCUUUUCAAAUUUAUCUCGCGAUUGCUUCCCCACUUUCCCUUGCUUCCAUUUUUUUUGUCUUUUUUUACUCUUUCGCUUCCGCCCUCUCAUUUUUUUCACCAUUCUAAUACUCUUCUUUCUACCUUUAUUCAUUUUGCCUACUUCUUUUACCUUCUCUCUCUUCCACCCUCAUACUCUUUUUUUGUCUUACUCGUCAGUCUUUCUAUAUCUCUUUUGCUGUAACCUCAGAGGAAUUCUAUCUAUCUAUCUAUCUAUCUAUCUAUCUAUCUAUCUAUCUAUCUAUCUAUCUAUCUAUCUAUCUCACUCUGUUCAUAUCUAUCUAUCUAUCUAUCUAUCUAUCUAUCUAUCUAUCUAUCUCAUUCUCUGUUCAUAUAUAUCUAUCAUUCUUUUUCUAUGCGUAACAGUCUAUCUAUCUAUUCAUAAUAUAUGCAUCAAACAUUUUCUAUCUAUCUUUCUAUCUAUCAAAACACAGUCUCUUCAUUCUAUCUAUCAAUCACAUCUAUCUAUCUAUCUAUCUAUCUAUCUAUCUAUCUAUCUAUCUAUCUAUCUCUCUGUUCAUAUCUAUCUAUCUAUCUAUCUAUCUAUCUAUCUAUCUAUCUAUCUAUCUAUCUAUCUCAGUGGCUAUGUAGUUAAUGAGAUUUCCAUAUGUCCUUAUAGGGGAACCUGA
This is a messenger RNA of Acanthosepion pharaonis, 741 nucleotides long. The record is from the annotation of a GenBank genome assembly. Lineage: Eukaryota; Metazoa; Mollusca; Cephalopoda; Sepiida; Sepiidae.